Messenger RNA from Aspergillus clavatus NRRL 1, 561 nucleotides. RefSeq names its product histone-fold domain-containing protein. Gene Ontology annotation, cellular component: nucleus; CHRAC. Gene Ontology annotation, molecular function: protein heterodimerization activity. The transcript is spliced from 4 exons. The record is from RefSeq and is a predicted model, not a curated record. Lineage: Eukaryota; Fungi; Ascomycota; Eurotiomycetes; Eurotiales; Aspergillaceae. The coding region runs from base 1 to 561 and encodes 186 amino acids.
AUGCCUCCGAAAGACAAGUCCGCAUCUACAUCCACAUCCGCAUCCGCCGAUGAAAUCACCGGCCAGAGUGCUCUGCCUAUUACUCGGAUAAAGAAGAUCAUCCAGCUGGAUGAGGAUAUCGUACAAUGUUCGGGCAAUGCUACGUUUGUCAUCACAAUGGCUACAGAAAUGUUCAUUCAAUACCUCGCGCAACAAGGGCACAAUGUCGUCAAGUCCGAACGAAAACCGCGCAAAAUCAUUCAAUACAAAGAUCUAGCUACCGCCGUUUCGCGAAUCGACAACCUGGAGUUCCUCGCCGACGUGAUCCCCAAGACGACUACCUAUAAACAGUUCAAGGAGAAGAAGGCGAAGGAGGCCAGCAAAGACGCUCCAUUCGAAAAGGGACAGCGCACACUGAACGGCACAAUAUCGGCAAAAGCAAACGGGGAAGACGGUCAACAGGCGGCUGACAAGCCAUCAAUAAGCCCUCGAAUUCCUUCACUGAGCACAUUGAUGGUCGACCGGACAGUCGAAGCACAACCGGGGAAUAACGACCAAGACGUUGAGAUGGCGGAUCAGUGA